Aspergillus fischeri NRRL 181 is the source of this 198-nucleotide messenger RNA. RefSeq lists its product as uncharacterized. Bases 1 to 198 code for a protein of 65 amino acids. Lineage: Eukaryota; Fungi; Ascomycota; Eurotiomycetes; Eurotiales; Aspergillaceae. The record is from RefSeq and is a predicted model, not a curated record. The transcript has 2 exons. Gene Ontology annotation, molecular function: carbon-sulfur lyase activity.
AUGUCAGAUCAAAAAUCCUACACCGCAAGCUGCCACUGCGGCGCCGUCAAACUCUCCUUCUCUACCUCCCCUCCAAUCGAAGAAACGGACGUCGUCUCAUGCAACUGCUCCAUCUGCCAUAUCAACGGCUACAUGCUCACCUACGUCCCUACCUCAAAGAUAACGUUUGAGAUGGACAAGGAUGCAGUAACGGUAUAG